Messenger RNA from Didymodactylos carnosus, 504 nucleotides. Lineage: Eukaryota; Metazoa; Rotifera; Eurotatoria; Philodinida; Philodinidae. The record is from the annotation of a GenBank genome assembly.
AUGGCAUCCGGUCAGGGUGAAACACUAGUGAAUCUUUCGGAUUUAGAUACGAUGCUUGAAGGAGCACACCGUCGAAAAUCAACAUUAGAGGCUGAUAGUGCGAUGGUCCGUUAUCUGAUAGAGAUGUACCCGAAAGAUUUACGGCUGUCCAUAACUACACUGUUGCAUUUAGAACCCAAAAUACGCGUCAUACGCUCACGUAUCACGUCAACGUUAACGGAACACUUUAUUACUUGGCUGAUAGAAACUGAAAUGUUGGUAUCUAUACCGUGGGGACAUGAAGAACUUGAACUAGACUGCAGUGAAAUUCUUACCAUCCCGAAACAAGCUCUUCAAGCAAAAAGAACUCAUGUUAUUGUUCAAUACAAAUGGCAUUAUGAAAAAUUGAAGUUCACGCCGCUGAGUGAUCGAAAAUUAUUUUAUAUUCUUGAAAAUCUGAACGCAUCCGAAGAAAAAGCUUUAUCUAGUUUAGGCGAUUUUGCUGCAGCAGCACGAGAUGCCUGA